AUGGCAGACCACUAUUCCCAGACUCUCUCGUUAGAUAUUGGAAGCAGAGAUGACCUUUCCUCUGCAUUGGAGUGCUUACAAACGAUAGUGGAAUCGAACCAGAGAUCGACGCUUCCUCGGAAUCUUCGAAUUCGGAGCAAAGCCUACAAUGAAACGGGGGCACGUCAACAUGAGGACACUUUGGUUUGGGUAUUGUUUAGUGGGACGUACUUGGGAGACAGGCAAUGGGGUUGUUGGCCUCUCGUCAGUCUUACAGUGGAAGACCUGCUGUUUGAGAUCCCGGUCACUGCCCUGUCUCUCAUUCUACAGCAGACACGAAAUACCCUCGUCAGUCUUCAUCUUUGCAACGUUUAUCUGCAAGGGGAUCACGGGGAGGCUCUCGCAGAAGCUAUAAAGGAUCACCCUAUCCUGGAAAAGAUAUUUUUGAAGGAUCUAGAGCUGACGUUUACUGGACUGUGUGACCAGGAAGGGUUCCGGGACUUUAUUCGGUUUCUAUCUACCUGCCCCCAACUGACAUCUGUGAGCUUAGACAUCAGAAUACCCCGAGGACAGCGCCUUGAAUCGUUCUGUGUCGCCCUGGAAGAACUAUGGUCAUUCUCCUCGAGCUUGAAGCAUCUGUCAGUGCAACAGCCAUUCCAUGUUCUCAAGGGUAUACGACAGGUUGUCCACAACAUCAGAAGAAGAAGACCACCAAGCUGGUUGGAAGUAAACCGAUAUGGUCAAAGUUUUCUCAGAACACAAAGAACCAUACAUACAAUCAUUAACUCAUUGGCUACAAAUAGCACGUUGGAAAGCCUUUCCCUGGCCGUUUGGAGGCACAAUUUACUCUCGUUUGCGGAAGCUUUGAAACACAACCGUACGCUCCGCCGACUGGAGCUGCAUUUGGAAGAACAGAAUCUGAGAGGCGUACCGGAAAUGCCACCAUGUGUUGCCAUGUCGUUUGCCAAGGCGCUCAAAGACAACGAUACCCUCGAGUACCUUGUGAUUCACGGUGACGAAAGUGUGCUCACCGCGAACAAGGUCUUGCAGUUGAAUCUGGCAAUCAACAGAGCAGGUCGCAAGCGCUUGCUUAAUGGCAUGGCUUCCUACCAAGAAUGGAUAGAGACCAUCAUCGCAAACCGAGACAAGUUGGAUAUUGUCUUCUUCUUCUUGGCCGUGAAUCCAGCAGUUCUGCUCGUGCCCUUGCAGCGAAUACCUCGUCGACGAUCCCUGCUCAAGUUAAAGUACUGA
Molecule: messenger RNA, 1230 nt
Organism: Seminavis robusta
Lineage: Eukaryota; Bacillariophyta; Bacillariophyceae; Naviculales; Naviculaceae
Source: the annotation of a GenBank genome assembly